Phalaenopsis equestris is the source of this 1171-nucleotide messenger RNA. Its product is annotated as prohibitin-1, mitochondrial-like. The coding region runs from base 131 to 1000 and encodes 289 amino acids. NCBI's taxonomy places the organism in Eukaryota, Viridiplantae, Streptophyta, Magnoliopsida, Asparagales, Orchidaceae. The transcript is spliced from 6 exons. Gene Ontology annotation, biological process: mitochondrion organization. Gene Ontology annotation, cellular component: mitochondrion; membrane. The record is from RefSeq and is a predicted model, not a curated record.
CCCUUGUCAACCUUCUCCUUCACUAGUACUGAGUGAAAUCUGUGACCUACCAAACCCCUAAAACCCUCCGCCGCUGAGCAACAGCAGUUCGCCAUCUUCAUCCUCCCACGGCAUUGGUGAGGAAGCCGAGAUGAACUUUAAGAACGCUCGGGUUCCGAACACAGGUGCGGCGUCAGCGCUGGUGAAGGUGGCUUUGAUCGGCGGCGCCGGCGUCUACGCUGCUUUCAAUAGCCUCUACAAUGUCGAUGGUGGCCAUCGGGCCAUUGUCUUCAACCGCAUCCAGGGAAUUAAGGAUAAGGUUUAUCCCGAGGGAACACAUUUGAUGAUCCCUUGGUUUGAGAGGCCAAUAAUUUAUGAUGUCCGUGCUCGGCCUCAUCUUGUGGAGAGUACAUCUGGAAGCCGUGAUCUUCAAAUGGUGAAAAUUGGGCUUCGAGUUCUUACCCGCCCCAUGCCGGAUCAGCUACCAACAAUUUACCGAACCCUUGGAGAGAACUACAAUGAGAGGGUUUUGCCAUCUAUUAUUCAUGAAACUUUGAAAGCUGUUGUUGCUCAAUACAAUGCCAGCCAACUUAUCACACAGAGAGAGGCUGUGAGUCGAGAAAUAAGGAAAAUUUUGACUCAGAGGGCGGCAAACUUCAAUAUUGCACUGGAUGAUGUAUCCAUUACAACUCUCAGUUUUGGGAAAGAAUUUACUCAUGCAAUCGAAGCUAAACAGGUUGCUGCACAAGAUGCUGAGAGGGCCAAAUUUAUAGUGGAGAAGGCUGAGCAGGACAAAAAGAGUGCCAUAAUAAGAGCUCAGGGUGAGGCCACCAGUGCUCAGCUCAUCGGACAAGCAAUCGCGAGCAACCCAUCAUUCCUUGCCCUGAGAAGGAUCGAGGCCGCAAGAGAAGUUGCUCAGACCAUUUCCAACUCCGCCAAUCGCGUGUUCUUACACUCCGAUGAAUUGCUGCUUAAUCUGCAGGAUCUCAACCUGGAGAGCAGCACCAAAUUGAAGAAAUAGCUUUGAAUCCCUUUCAUGGCGGCUUUCAUGUUAAAGACUCUGGAAAGUUUGCACUUUUACUUCAUUUUUUGCAUGCUAUGUGGAGUUUGUUUUUCAUUUUGAAUUUAUAAACUCACAUGGAAAUGAUUUCCGACCUCAUGCGCUCAAAAUAUGUUCAGUUUGUUUCUUUUU